UUACACGCCUAUUGGAGCGAUCGAAAAAUUUGGAGUGGUGGAGAAGAAAUUGGGGGUGGAAGAGAAAGAGGUGGAGCUGGGGAUGGCGGCGGCGGCUGUUGAGGAAGACGAAACAGUGAGGCUCGAACAGCAAUUGGUGUCCCAAGUUCUGGAAAUUGGGAUAAUCUUUCACUCUGUGAUCAUCGGGGCGACGAUGGGAAUGUCUCAGAACCAGUGCACCAAACGGCCGCUCGUGGCGGCGUUGGCAUUUCACCAGAUCUUAAUUUGAAGGGAUGGGCCUCGAUGGUUGCAUUACACAGAAUCCAAAGAAUGAUCACCAUGCAUGCAUUCAUACUGGAUGAUCAGUUGCUCAAGUGUGAGGCGACCAGAAGAUGGAAUAAUUGCAGCAGUAGUAGUGACAAAAUUGGAGCACAAACACAAGUCAUCAGCUAUCAUAGGCGCCAUGUUGGUGUUCAUGUUGAUUGGGAUGGGUUGAAUUGGGUGAAUAUAAUGGUACAUAUAUAUAGUUCAAUAACUAAAAAAAAAAGAAGGAAAAAUGCAUGUGUGUUGGUUGUGUGUAGAAUGAUGGUUGUAUUUAUAACCAUUUGUUUCAUGUAUGCGCUGGGUAUUGGUGUAUCCGGAAAUUUUAUUAGGACAGACAUGUACAUAGGGGCAUAGCUAGGGAAGGGUCAACCCUGACCCCGACACAACCCAUAUUCUUUGAAUCGAUCGAGUUCCGCCC
Molecule: messenger RNA, 721 nt
Organism: Cuscuta epithymum
Lineage: Eukaryota; Viridiplantae; Streptophyta; Magnoliopsida; Solanales; Convolvulaceae
Source: the annotation of a GenBank genome assembly